CAUGAUGUUGACUCAAGAGCGGGACUGACCCACGUGCUUUUUAUAGAGGAGCGAAAACGGCCCAAUUGGUCACUUCCUGGAUGUGAGAGCAGACGAGGAAACAGAGUAACGGUAGGCUACUGCAGCGCUUUUACUUGUGACGGUUCAGUAUCGUUCUGAAACAAUGAACAACGCUGGACUUUAACUCUUGGAUUACAGUUGCAGGAGUUCAAAAAUAACCACUCUGAAGAAUGACAUGUUUUCACGAAAGUUAGAAGAUGCAUUUCCUUUCAAGAAGCUCACAUUAAUCGAGAAAUGUGUUUUUUCCUAGACGCACAGUGAAGGAUGCAAGGUGCUAUUGUACGAGUUUGCAUGGUGGUAGUAGCCGCUAUCCUCAACCACCCGCUGCUCUUCCCUAAUGAAAACACCACCAUCCCUGAGCAAGAUGACGAGCUCCUGACCCGGAUGAAGGAGCACCAGGAGAAGCUGGAGGCCGAACAGAAGCGCCUGGAACAGGAGAUCUCACAAACAGAAACAGCUCUGAUUGAUGAUGAUCAGGACAGUUACAGCUGGUACUUUUGGAGCACUCUCUGCCUAGUCAUUUUCUUAACAAUUGAGGUGUGCAGGCAGGAUAUGAUCCCUAUUGAAAUGCCAGACUCCAUGGAAGAUGAAGUUGGAGAUUCCAGUGCCGAAUAUCUCAGCGCCAAGACUGUAGCCCUAGAUAAAGGUGUCCUAAGUAACUUCUGCAAGACCCGCUUCCAUCCUUUCAUCCACGAGAGCAGGAGAGUGCGAGAGUUUAUCGAGGGCUUUGCGGAUGAUCUGCUCGAGGCUUUGAGAAGUGUUUGCGAUCGAGAUUCUGACCUGGAAGUCGAGGACUUUGUUGGCAUAGGCAGCAUGUUUGAGUCCUGGAGGGUGUCUAAACCUCCUACAUGUGACCUCAUUGUGCCUUUUGCUCCUCCACGGCCAUUCAGGUUCCAGUUUCAGCUCGGGUGCGACCCCUCCACUGAAAUUCCACUGGAUUUGCAAGGAUGUGGAAGGAUUAAACUAAUAAAACCAGGUGGAAAUGGCACAGACUGUCUUUGUGGCUCAACCAAUCUGGGUGAUGAUAUGCUGUGUCUGCUUCACAAUAGAAAUGAGAGUGAAAGGCUUGAGGAACACACACUGGUGGAGCUCCUCUGUGAGAAGAACACCUCGUAUUUGUCGAAAGAUCAGAUCAUGAGAUGGUUCCAGAUCUCAGUGAGCAAAGCAUGGGGCCAGAUCUCUCAUAAGUACGAUUUUGAGCUGGCAUUUCGAAACCUAGACUUCCCUGGAGCUCUGAAAAUCAGAUUUAGGUCUGGAAAGACCGUCACUCUUAACAUUACCCCUGCCGUUCAGUUUGAGGACACGGAUGCUUACCUCAUCUCUCAUUUCCCAUCUGACACUAGUAACUCCUCAGACAUUCACUGGCAACUCUCACUAACUGUUUAUGAAAAGAACCUGCUUAAACAUCUAGCAAAACGACUUCCUACUAAUUCGUGUCAUGUUCACUGUCUUCAGAUAGUUUCUUUCUUGCACAAAAAGCAGACAGCUUUGACUGGGAGAAGCGCCUUUUCUAAUUACCAUAUAAAGACAGCGCUUUUGCAUCUGCUGUUGAGUAAACGUCCUGCGAUGUGGCAGCCGCAGAAUCUCGAUCACAGAUUACGAGAUCUGCUCAGCUUCCUGCAGCAAAGCCUGGAGGAAAAGAGACUCUAUCACAUUGUUGUUGGGAACCCUAGCAUCCCAGUGGAAAUUCUGGUUCCCAAAAUAAUCCGUACUGCAGAACCGAUAAACCUGUUUAGGCCUCUUGUAUUGCAGAGGCACGUAUAUGCCAAAAUGGAGGAGCAUUUUCAAGAGAUGGUUAAAAAUACCUCUGUGCUUGUUCAAGAAUAUAGCCCUCACUUUUCGAAUGGUUACGUGAGACAUGAAUUUAGCUCAACAGACCAGACAUAGACUUACUCACUGCUCUGGCUUUGAGUGCAGGCCAGGGGAUUUUUACAGUCUAAUUACGUGAUGACGUUAUGCACCUCAAAUGUAAACAACAUGUUAAGCACUGACUGUUUCUGAUGCUAUGAUGAUAUUUGGGUGUUUCUUUAACUAUGGGCAUUUGUUUUGUCCCAGGG
This is a messenger RNA of Sinocyclocheilus rhinocerous, 2117 nucleotides long. It is a transcript of the gene itprip, whose product is annotated as inositol 1,4,5-trisphosphate receptor interacting protein. NCBI's taxonomy places the organism in Eukaryota, Metazoa, Chordata, Actinopteri, Cypriniformes, Cyprinidae. The transcript is spliced from 2 exons. The coding region runs from base 325 to 1947 and encodes 540 amino acids. The record is from RefSeq and is a predicted model, not a curated record. Gene Ontology annotation, cellular component: membrane.